Astyanax mexicanus (Mexican tetra) is the source of this 2940-nucleotide messenger RNA. RefSeq lists its product as uncharacterized. The coding region runs from base 90 to 2162 and encodes 690 amino acids. Lineage: Eukaryota; Metazoa; Chordata; Actinopteri; Characiformes; Acestrorhamphidae. The transcript is spliced from 2 exons. The record is from RefSeq and is a predicted model, not a curated record.
UAUUCUUUCAUUCUUCCACUUUCAGACCAGCAGAGCUUAGAGAACCUCUUUAACACCUUCACUGAAGACCUGAAUGAUCAAGGAAGAAAAUGGCUUUCCAAAUUGUGAAGACUACUCAAAGUCUCACCACUGCUGAAGACAUGAGAAACCAAACCAAGCUUGUAAUGCAGCCCUACGCCAACUGGGAGGAAUACCUUGCUCCUGCACCACUCUCUAUAGCCAUACUGGGAGAACUGGUCUUCAUCUCCUCCCAAACUGAUUUCUCUAUAAACAAAAACCCACCCAAAAGCGGCUACAAGCACAUCAGAUACCCAGAUUCAUUUCGCGCCUGUCUCAUGCAAGUGUGCAACUCUGGCUGGUGGGCUUUCAAUGAAGCUCACAAGAACAUGGAUCAGAUUCGGCUCCACACCAUGACGGUCCCAGACCACAUGAAGAGCGCUGUGAAGAUUCUGUUCCAGGGAAAUGAUGAAGUUGUUCAAGCCCAUCUUCCUGAUCAGCUGGAGAACAUUCGUGUCAUUGCAGAUGACUGUCUUGCUCUGGCUGGAUCAACAGAGCAGCGUUUCACUGAUGUCAUCAAUAUUAUCCAGGAGCUGCUGGAAGCAUGUAUAAAUGCAGAGCACUUUUAUGGAGAAGAGCUGGAAGAAAUCAAGAAAAAAGUAGAGGAGAACAAAAUGAGAAAACAGACAUCAGACGAAGCGGUUAAACGCUCUGAGAAAGCAUUAAAAGCCAUGGAAAAGGCACUGGAUGAAGCACAAGAAGACUACAAAGCAGCAAUGGAUUCCCUACCCAGUGGAUGGGACAUGAUUGGUAUGGAUAUUGCUGAAGCCAUGACUGAAAACAUCUCAAAUAUCGUCAUAGGAAUGACAUCUGUAAUUGCUAGUCCAGCGAACCUAAUGCGAAACACUUUAAAACUUACGAAUCCAGUGUCAUUCAUAGAUGUAAACAGAUGGAAAGACCCUGCAGAUGGAGUUGAUAAAAUAAACAUCUACAGCAAGUCUGCAGAAAUCCUGAAAUGGGCAGAGAGGAUUCAGCAGUUUGUGCAGCAGAAUGGCAUUGACUGGAAGAGCCUGUAUGAUCAGAAGAAGAAAACUGCCAAUACAAUAUUCCUGAAAAAACAGUUCAUGAGAAUCAACAGCAGUUUACAAAAAAACCCAACCUGCAAUGCAAAGAAGCGUGCCCAAGAGAUAUGUAAAGAGGCCAUUGCCAUCUGUGAUGAAAUGGCAAUAUAUGCACCAGAGGGAAAAUGUGAAGAAGCUAAAACAAAGCAGCUGAUCAAGAAAAUCAGAAAACUGACUGAAUCAGCUCGAGCUUUUGACUCCAAGAGCAAAGAUGUUACAAAAUCUCCUUCUCUGACUCCAAAACCACCAAUGAUGUUUAAAGAAGAGAGUCAAUCUGAGAAGAAAAGUGCUUCACUAAGGGCAACUGAGAACACCAGGUUCCGCAUAGAGCAGAGCCGAGCUCAACUCAACAACACCAGAGGAUCCUAUGAGAAGAGUGUGGAGAACAUGGAGAAGAACCAAAAAGAACUGACUGAAAUCCUGAUCACCAUGAGAAACUGUGAAGUCAAGGAGAUAGACUUCAACACCACCAUACAGAUGCUGGUUAAAGGGAUGGAUGCGAUGGGGAGGGUGAAGGAGCAGUGGGAAAAGAUGGUGCGUUUCUUUCAGAUGGUGUCCAACAUUGUGAAAACCAGUCUGACCAGAACUCUCAAAAAUUUUGUUUCCACAUCUGAGAAGACUCAAUCUCUCUCCUACAACUCAAAGCUCUUCUCCAAAGAUCUGCUCUACAAUCAAGCCUUUCAGGCCAGUAACAUCGCCAGCCUCGUCCACAUGAUCUCAGCAACCUACACUGACGUCUCUGAGAAGUACCUGAUGGAUCGGGUCAGCUCACUGGGGAAACUUAUGGCCAUGGAUAAGGAAAAGCCAGAGUUUGAACAGGAGCGUCUGCAGCUGCAGAACUCCUGUGAUGAAGCUCAAAAAGGCAUUUUGAGUCUCGUCCGUAAGAAUAAGGAUGAGUUUGAAAGGAAGACCAACGCAAGACUGGAGAAGAUUGAUAAAGAGCUGCUGGCUAUUCUUCCCGAAGCCGAUCCAGAAGUUGUGAAGAGUAUUCAAGCAGCUGUUGAGAGUGGAUUCACAGAGGAAGAAGAAGGAGCUUAUAUUUAAGUUAAUCUGCAAAAGGCUUCUCCACUUAACUCCAAUACCAUGUUGAUGCUGAUAACAGUUUUUUUGCUUUGAUGUUUCACACAUUAAUUUGUCUUAAAGGAUUUCUUUGCUGAUUUUUACCAUCAUUUUCAUAUCAUUGUUUUUCGUUUUUCAUUAUUGAUUGUUUGUGAGAUUUCUUAUUGUUAAAAAUGUGUGGUGUAGGGCAUGUAAUCUGUAAAUAUAUAAAUCGCUUUCUACAAAAGCGUCUGCCAAAUGUAAUUUAAUGUAAUUGCAUGUUUAUUACUCAUUUGGUCAUCAAUGAAAAUAAUUCCUGUGUAAAAAAUGAAUUAAAGGAAGUGAUUUGGGAGGCCCCUAAACAUAGCACUACUGAUUAAACAUUAAAUCACUAAAUAUAUACUUUUUUCCACAAAAGACGAGCAAGCACUGCGGGUGGUAAGCUAAUUCUGCUGCUGCAGCUGGAGGUGAUGAUUCAAAACUGUACUGUGUAUAUACGCCGUAACUCUGCAACACCUUGGAGGAGUGAUACAGGUUUAGUGUGAGAAGGCUGUGAUGUUAUCACAAAUAUCAGCACAGCUAGAAUACUUCUCAACCAAUCAGAUUGUGAGGUCGGAACUAACUGUUGUAUAAUUUGAUACAUUUUGAAUAAUGAAUAAUCAUAGGGACAGCCAUGUCACUGAUUUUAAUGUAGCCAAUUAUAACUUGUGUAUUCCACUGAAGUUAAUUUACAUGUAAUGUACAUUUGAGUAUAAUUGUUAAUGCAAAAACAGUAAAGUUAGAC